AUAGUUCAUAAGAUUGGUAACUUCAUCUGGCUCAUUUUGUCAAACUUCUUAUUGUAAAUGCUGAAUAAAUCAUUGGUCACUAUCCACACAUUCAUGGUAGUUAUGCUGAGACUUUGGUAAUGUCUAUGCUUUACACUUACAUGCCUAUCAGAAUUCUAAGAUCGCAUUCUAAGAUCGCAUUGAAAAGACUGGUCUAGACGCACAAGUCGCUUUGUGUUCAGAUCUGGCUGACCACUUCCGGAGGUGGUCUGGGGAUUCGGGGCUACCAGAAACGCACGCAAUUUGCGACGUCAUCAGCACUCUUCCCACCUGUCUCGAACUUGGUUAUGGGAACGGGGCACCUGUUCGUAAUAUUAGGAAAUACCUACCUAAGGGUAUCCUAGCAACAAUGCGAACGACGUCGAUGUGAAUGAACUUGCCUCUGAAAAGAUUGUUUACAAGCGCUGACGUUAUGGAAUAUGAAACUCCAAAGAAUCAGAUGCCUUCUCCUCGGAUUUAUGUUGAGAGAACUCUCGCGUUGAUCAAACCUGAUGCUAUACACCAAGCUGAGGAGAUUGAGGACAUCAUUCUCCGAUCUGGGUUCACAAUUUUGCAGAAACGGAAGCUGCAGCUGAGUCCGGAGCAGUGCAGUGACUUCUAUGCUGAGCAGUAUGGGAAGCUGUUCUUCCCCAGCCUAACGGCCUUCAUGAGCUCUGGACCCAUCAUCGCCCUGGCUCUGGCCAGAGAUCAGGCUAUCGCCCAUUGGAAGACCAUCAUAGGACCUGUUAACUGCACCAAGGCCAGGGAGACUCACCCAGAAUGUCUGCGAGCCAAGUAUGGCACCUCUGACCUGAGGAAUGCAGUGCAUGGCAGCGACUCGUUCUCCUCAGCCGAGAGAGAGAUCAAGUUCAUGUUUCCCAACUCUGUGAUCGAGCCCAUCCCCAUGGGAGAGGCAGCCAAAGACUACCUGGGCAGGUUUGUGAGCCCCACGCUGCUCAGCGGACUCACUGAGCUCUGCAAACAGAAGCCUGUCGACCCCUUUACUUGGCUGGCAGAUUGGCUGGUCAGAAAUAAUCCCAACAAACCUCAAAUAUUUGAUGGGGCAACAGGGGAGGAAGCAGCAUAAACACAGAGACCGAAAAACACCAUCUGCCUUUACCAGUUAAAUCCAUGUUCAAGAAACUGUGUUACAUAACAUCCUGUGAUUAAAUAAAGAAGGAUAUUUUGACAACCGGAA
Salvelinus fontinalis (brook trout) is the source of this 1216-nucleotide messenger RNA. RefSeq names its product NME/NM23 family member 5 (gene nme5). The transcript has 7 exons. Lineage: Eukaryota; Metazoa; Chordata; Actinopteri; Salmoniformes; Salmonidae. The record is from RefSeq and is a predicted model, not a curated record. Gene Ontology annotation, molecular function: nucleoside diphosphate kinase activity. Gene Ontology annotation, biological process: negative regulation of oxidative stress-induced intrinsic apoptotic signaling pathway; UTP biosynthetic process; CTP biosynthetic process. The coding region runs from base 410 to 1105 and encodes 231 amino acids.